Messenger RNA from Durio zibethinus, 1442 nucleotides. Its product is annotated as deSI-like protein At4g17486. NCBI's taxonomy places the organism in Eukaryota, Viridiplantae, Streptophyta, Magnoliopsida, Malvales, Malvaceae. Gene Ontology annotation, biological process: protein deubiquitination. The record is from RefSeq and is a predicted model, not a curated record. Gene Ontology annotation, molecular function: deubiquitinase activity.
CAAAACAAAGGCAGAGAACAUAGCCAAAUGUCUGGGUUUCAGUCAUAGCACACGCUCCUCCAUUCUCAGAUGCUCUCUUUACUCUGAGAAUGUCUUUGCCUUGCAUUUUGUCCCUGACUUAACCUUUCUUUGUGUUAAUGGGUCUCGUCUCCUGACGCUUCUCUCCACAGAGGUUGGAGCUAGGUAUUGACUGAUUUUCCAAUAUCACUGAAAAUGCAACCUAAAGAUGGCUGGCACUCUAUUAUGCCUCUUCAUUUCCGAGGAAAUUCAGCUACUCGCUUUUGCAUGUUUCCGAAAGUAAAGUCAGCAGGCUACAGUCCUGGCAAUGCUCCUGUCUACCUAAAUGUGUAUGACUUGACAAACGCUAAUGGUUAUGUUUAUUGGGCAGGUCUUGGUAUCUUUCACACUGGGGUGGAAGUUAACGGUGUAGAACAUGCCUUUGGAGCUCAUGACUAUCCAACAAGUGGUGUCUUUGAGGUUGAACCUCGACAGUGCCCUGGCUUCAAGUUUAGGAAGUCGAUUUUCAUGGGGACGACAUGCUUGGACCCUGUCCAGGUCAGAGAGUUCAUGGAACGCCAAUCUGCGAGUUAUAAUGGUGACACAUACCACCUGAUUUUUAAGAACUGCAACCAUUUCUGUGAGGAUAUAUGUUACAAGCUGACUGGGAACCAGAUACCAAAAUGGGUGAAUCGACUUGCAAGAAUUGGUUCACUAUGCAACUGCAUACUUCCUGAGGCUCUAAAAGCUUCUGCAGUGCGCCAUGACCCCAACUUCCAAGCUGACUGUGAAAAGAAGAGACUGAGAAGUGCCUUCAGCUGCUUAUCAUCAAUCUCAAUGCCUCAGAGGGAAGUAUCAAUGUCUUCACUCUUUUUGCACUCUCAUUAUAAGGGCUGCCUACCACCAUGGGAAUUAAAGAGAUCUAAAAGCAGCUCAUUGAAGCAACAGUGAGAAGGCUAUUAUUUCCGUGUCUUUUUUUUUUUCUACAAUCGAAAAGAAUGUUUAUUGUUUUCCUCAAAAUGUUCAAGCAUCGGAGUAUACUCUCCACCUUUUGCCUUCCUGGUCACUUGAAAGGGUAAAAUCUGUACAAGUUUGUUCUUUUUGAAUGGAGGGUUUUGCUUGUCUUUUUGUUCCCUGCUUUUGCCAACCUGUACAGCUGUACUUAUGGAGUUUGCUUGUUGUUGAUGUUAAUGUAAUCAUGUCUGAUUGAUUCUGGUGUUACAGAAUCGAUCAGACCGAACCACCAGAUUUGUUCCAUACUUUCUUUAGGUGCAUUGAGCUGUCUCCAUGUUCUAAUGUUUUAACCACAGAAAAGGUUAAAUAGUGAUAGUUUUUUUUUUCACAAAAUGCAAAUGUUAAAGGCGGAAAACAUGUUAAAGUUGCCAGUUGCGGAAAUUUUUAUUUUCAAAGUUUUACCACCCACUUUUAUGCCAUCCAAUAUGUCG